CUGAUGCGGGGUGUUCUUCAUUCAGCCAUUCACUGGAAACUCCAACCGCACGACCCAGAAAGGGAACUCAGACUGCCAGACUGCCCAGAAGGAGAACCUUGACCAAUAAACCAACUCGUCAUCAUUUGCCAUUUACCACCACCCAUCCACCAUCUACCGCCUUCUCGUCCUUCGCCCUUCACCUGUGAUACCCCCUGGGUGAAGUCAUAUCGAACCAUUCUCUUUAUUGUACUACAUAUCUGUGCCAACAUAUAUCAUAUCAUAUAUCUUGUAAUGACCUGAACUGUAUACGCGCAAUCGCUGCAUACUACUUGUAACUUUCGAUUCUACCUAGAUGUGAUCUUCUAACCUCUAACUUUAUAAUGAGACCCUUCCCUGGCGACGAUGCUUUCGGGCGUCAGCGAUCGGCCGACCACGAUCCGGCCCCCCUAAUGGCUUCUACUUCUAGUCAGAUGUCCUUCUUCUUCGCCGACGAAUCAUCUAUGGAUUCAUACCUCGAACAGUCGAACCCUCAUAGCCGAUUCCUUGAUGCGCGAAAGGCUGCCGCCUCUACCGUCCAUUUACCUCCUCGCAAAGAUGACAAAGACGGUGAGGCUUCGAGGCAAACCGCGGCACACCAAGAUAGAGAUUAUACAUUUGCAUACUCCCCGUCGUCGAGGGACUCGGUCUUUACACGUAGUCCGGCCUCGAUGAGGUCUCAUAACCAAUCGCCUUCGCGACCGAUAACACCUAUCAUGCUCGGGACAUCGUUGUUCACUGGAUCCGUGCUGAGUAGUCCAUCUUCAAGGAGGAACUCUUUCACAGGAUCGCUCUCGGAACAUGCCGUUAGUUCCGAUGAAGAAUCACUUGACCAUAGACCUUCGAAUAUAUUGGAUAGUGGUAGCGCUCCCCAAUUAGUUAUGCCCAGUAUCAAGAUGCCAAGUCGCCGUCCUUUUACCGAGACGGGCAAGAGUCUAGGGCGCCUCAAGGUGUUGUUCGCUGGAGAUUCUGGUGUUGGCAAGACUUCCAUGGUUAAAGCUAUCGUCCAGAUCUGCGAACAUAUCGUCCAUGUUGACCCCAUUCCGUCUCAGGCAGAGUCAAACACGCAAAAAAGCCAAAGCGCUUUGCCUAGAAAAGCAUCUGGCUCAUUACCCGGUAUAUCGGAGAUAUAUGCUAGCACCAAACCCUAUCCAGAAUGGUGGUCGACGAUAGAUGAACCUCAUGACUCACAAAGGCGCAAGAGCCUAGGCGACAGCGUCCUAGAACGUAAUGUGUGCUUCGUAGAUACCCCUGGUUAUCGUAACGGCUCAUCUGCUAUGGAGAAUAUUAUGUCGUGCAUUGAAUAUGUCGAAUCGCACUUGAACAAAAUGUCCUCAGACUCUUUGAGCGAUUCGGAUAUGCUAGAUGUGUUAGGAGGUGGCGGAGGAUUUCAAGUCGAUGUCGUCUUUUAUCUCAUCUCGCAAAAGAUGAGACCGGUUGAUUUGGAGUAUAUUCGUCGACUGAUGCCGCUGACAAAUGUGAUUCCUAUUCUGGCUCGAGCCGACUCGGUUUCACCGAAACAGCUCGCAAUAUGCAAGGAGCAAAUCGCCAACCAGCUGCAAGAGGCGGGUCUGAAACCGUUCAGCUUUGCGUCAGUAGACCAGGGGUCUGGUGUGCGGGUGCCGAGUAUCCCUUAUUCCGUAUCCAGUGCGACAGGGUCAGAUGACGACAUAAUGGAUGCAAGCCUUCUCAUGAGUCCAGAUUAUGUUCAACCUUUAAUGACAUCGGAUCUGGGAUAUCUUGUAGAGAACGUGUUUAGCCCUAACGGAAUAUCUUGGCUACGACAUACCGCAACAAAGAAAUACCUCGAAUGGAGGAACACGACUCCAUCACGGCCUCGCCAUUUAUAUAGGCCAUUGACUCCUCCUGGCCCGGGGACAUCAUUAGCUCUGGCUACACGCCCAGAAAAUGCAGCAAGAGAAUGCACGGCCUUGGCAUUAACUUGUCUUAACGACCAACAUCGGGAUCACGGACCCCCGCAGCUUCGUGUAGUAGACUGGGCGGCUGAUCUCCAGCGUAGCCUUUCAUGCGAGCGUACUCGAUAUGAGGCACUUGCUCGUGGUGAGCGUGCCGUUUGGCUUACGGGGGGGUUAAACGGAUGUGUGCAAGAUGGCACACUUGUGGCUCUGAGGAAGGUUAGGGGCAAGAACUCAAUAGAGACCGGGAAGUCCUCUAGACGAAGGUUUUCGACGAAGACGACACAGAGCCAAGAUCCGCUAGGAUUGCUUCAGGUCACGGCGGAUCUGAAGGCUAAGGGAUGGGUUGCCCUUGAGGUUAUAGGUAGUCUCGGAGUCAUCGGUGGAUUGGCAUUCUGGGUAUCAAGGCAGCAUUGGCACAUGGAACCUGUUCAACUUGCGGAUGAGUGGGCAAGACAUUGGGGGAUGGAUAUAUAAGAUACCAUAAUUGUACGAAAUGAUUUAGUAGUAGUAGUGGUAGUAACUCUACUCAACGAGAUAGUGCUGGCUUUGCCAAAUACACCCAACUUUUAAUACCAUCUGUUUCCUUGCGAUAAUGGGGUGAAAGUGGUCAGGCGUUGAGUUGAGUCUCGGUAGGGUUUGAUAUCCAUGUAUGUCUAAGAAUACGAGCUCCAAAUACAGAUCAUAUAUAAAGUGAUAGGAAAUUUGAGAGCAUCUCGUUCUG
Messenger RNA from Annulohypoxylon maeteangense, 2658 nucleotides. RefSeq lists its product as uncharacterized. NCBI's taxonomy places the organism in Eukaryota, Fungi, Ascomycota, Sordariomycetes, Xylariales, Hypoxylaceae. The coding region runs from base 363 to 2411 and encodes 682 amino acids. Gene Ontology annotation, biological process: cytoskeleton-dependent cytokinesis. Gene Ontology annotation, cellular component: microtubule cytoskeleton; septin ring; septin complex. Gene Ontology annotation, molecular function: molecular adaptor activity; GTPase activity; GTP binding. The transcript is spliced from 4 exons. The record is from RefSeq and is a predicted model, not a curated record.